GGACGUGUUUUAGCCGCAAAAAAAGAAACGAAAGUGAAAAAGCGGUAAUCAGCGGGGAGAAAGUGACGUUUGUUCAUUCAUAAAGCGGUGUCCUUUUACGCGAAAGCCACAACAAGCUCGCAUCCUAAAGGACAACGACAUCUCGCUCGUGUGUGUGUAUGAGUACCUCUUGUGUAUAUUUUUGUGCCGACAGGAAAUACUCGAGCAAGGUGAUACGAGAAAACACAUAAUAAUUGCAAAGGACAACCAAUUUAGUUGAUGUCCAUUCAGUUUUGCCGCGCGGCGGAGGAGGAGGCUAAUGCAUUUCGCCCGGGAUAAAGUUAUACCAUUAAGGCGGCGUGAGGUACAUAUGCAAAUGUCAGCUUGUUAACGACAAAGUUGAAUGAUUGAAAAUGCAAAUUGCGACCGCAACUGACUUGCUGCCGAGGAUGUAUCCUGCAGUAAAAAACCAACAACUACAGCAACAGCAAAGAAAACAAGAGUGCAGCUGCACCACAGCCACAAAUUAACCCACCGGCGGUGCCGACAACAACUAGUUAAAGUGGCGGAAAUGACACAGUCAAAAUGUAUCGUUGCAAAAAUUGGUUUUGUGCGCGCAGCAACAACAACAACUACGUCGAUGUGGCACUAAAUGAGGUGCCGCCCAUCCACGCAACACCAACCGGAACAACAACAACAACAGCAACAGCAACAGCAACAACAACGCCAAACAGCCGCAACAACAGCGCAAGCAACAACAACAACGUGCGGAGUAAUAGCAGCAAAAGCAAUCAGCAGACAAGCGCAACCACAGCGGGUCACAGGGCUGUCACCACCCACCACACGAACCAUCCGACCCACCCGAGCCACCCCAACCACCCGGGCGUCCAUUCAACCGAUGAGGCUUCGCCGCCACAGGCCCACGUGGUCACCUUUCUGGACGACACCACCGCAAGCGGCAGCAACGGCACCGUGACCAGCAGCCGGCUGGUCACCACCGCCGAACUGCACCAGGCCCACAUGCUGGAGCACCACUCGAACCUCGACGCCAUCGAGCAGGCGGACGACUUCAUCUACGGCCCGGGCGCAGGACUCUCGCUCUGCGACGACAGCCUGCCCUCCGCCAAAAACUGCUACCGCCUCGUGAUGCUCGGCUCAUCACGCGCCGGCAAGUCGUCGAUUGUGGCACGUUUCCUGGGCAAUCGGUUCGAGGAGGCCUACACGCCGACCAUCGAGGAGUUCCACCGCAAAUUGUAUCGCAUACGGAAUGAGGUCUUUCAAUUGGAUAUUUUGGAUACUUCUGGCUAUCAUCCGUUCCCCGCAAUGCGUCGUUUAUCAUUUCUAACUGGGGAUCUCUUUAUCCUUGUCUUCAGCAUGGAUUCCCGCGAGUCCUUCGAGGAGGUGGUGCGCCUGCGGGAGAAUAUCCUCGAAACCAAAUGGGCAGCCCUGAAUCCUGGCUCCGGCUUCAAGAAGAAAAGUCUUCCGAAGAUACCCAUGAUUUUGGCUGGCAAUAAAUGUGAUCGCGAUUUCAAAACCGUUCAAGUGGACGAGGUGAUGGGCUACAUCGCUGGCCAGGACAACUGCUGCACCUUCGUGGAGUGCUCGGCUCGUCAGAACUAUAGGAUUGACGACCUGUUCCACUCCCUGUUUACGGUGUCCAAUCUGCCGCUGGAGAUGACUCCCAAUCAGCACCGGAGGUUGGUCUCCGUGUUUGGAGCUCCAUCACCUCUUCCUCCUCACGGAUCGGCGGUGGGAGGAACCAAGAAGAACGCGCUCUCCAUCAAGCGGAGAUUCAGCGAUGCCUGCGGAGUGGUGACCCCGAAUGCAAGGAGACCCAGCAUCCGCACGGAUCUCAAUCUGAUGAGAUCGAAGACGAUGGCUUUGAACGAGGGCGAGGGGGUGAGGAGCCCCUCGCGAUGGAACCGCUGCGCCCUGAUGUAGAAACCGAGGACAGUGUGAUAGUAGUGACGAGGGGAUCCUUGAGGAUAUUAGGGGAAUUCCAGGGGAUAGUAGGAGAAUUCCCGCAAGUGGAGCAGCAACUAAUUAUAAACGCAGCGUUUGGGUGAUUUCGAUAUUAUAGUGUAAAUACUCGUUUAGUCAGGCCGCGGCAAGUGUGUUGAAACUAUUUAUUAAUUAUGCAUUUAGCACAUUCUCGCCAGCUAUGGACAAAAGAGGCAAAAACCGCGCAAAAUGUACUUGUUUCGCAAUGUUUCGCAUAAUUUAAUUGAAAGCGAUACUUGCAUUACAUGCCGAACAGAAACAUCCACUUACCUCUGCCUGCCCGAUGUCCAAUCUGAAUUAUCCUACGCACUCGAUGCUCAGUUUUCCUCUUAAUUUAUGUAUUCAAUUUUCAAUUUUAAUUGUAUUUGUAAUUGUGAUCGUUGUAAUUGCACAUUUACUUGACGCACACAGAAAAAAAAAAACAAAAAGCAGAGGACAAUAAUGUUAAAUCGUAUUUGAAAUUGCGUUAAUCGCAGUUGUUACUCAAAAUUUAAUUUAUAGAUUUAACCAAUUGAAUUUACAAGAAUUUAUAUUCAAGCUAAUUUAAUGUUACCGUUGAUUGUUGAAGACACCAAUUUGAAUAUUUGACCAUAAGUAAGACGUUCUGUUUCGGCACACAACUAAACUCCACUGUCAAACAUCAAAAUCUAAAGAAAGAUUGCAUAUCAGCCAAAACUGGAACCGAAACACACCGAAUCAAAACUUUUGAAGGGAAUCUUGACCAACUAACAUACAAACUAACUCUACUGUAACACUUGUACACCGAUCUACGCAAAAUCUAAGCCCAACUAUGGUUAACUAUAUUGCAAAAUGGAAAACAUAUAUGAUACACACUUCUAGCGUUAAACCGAAUUUAUCAGAUCUGUUCUCGAUUCGAUUUCGGGUCCCAUAGGGCGGAUUUUCAAUCGAGAACAGCUCCGUAAGUUUAGCAAAUUCGAGUUUCAAUCUAACCUAAGCAACAGCAACAAUUUUCGCGAGUUUAACAUUUAUAAAGUAUUAUCGAUAAUGGAACUACAGAACAUAUGUGUUUCAUCGCGGCAUGAAACCAAGACCAAAUGAAUAUUCUAGCUAUACUUACCAGCGACAUUAAUGCUAACCAAAAAAUAUGUAUUAACUUACAAGUUACUGAGAAUUCAAGCAUAUUUAGGCAAAUAUCGUUAAUAAUAACAUUAAAACGCAAAGUGCAAAUAUUUACAAAAUUCGCGUUGGGCCAAAGUGCACUAAAGUAAAAUAAAAUUAAAAUAAGAAUAAUAACCGGGAGAUUUGUGCGAUUAUUCGCCAAAGUUAAAAUGAUUUACGAUU
Molecule: messenger RNA, 3282 nt
Organism: Drosophila ficusphila
Lineage: Eukaryota; Metazoa; Arthropoda; Insecta; Diptera; Drosophilidae
Product: GTP-binding protein Rhes
Exons: 5
Coding region: 565-1920 (451 amino acids)
Molecular function (GO): GTP binding; GTPase activity
Source: RefSeq, a predicted model, not a curated record